Messenger RNA from Durio zibethinus, 2517 nucleotides. RefSeq lists its product as uncharacterized. Lineage: Eukaryota; Viridiplantae; Streptophyta; Magnoliopsida; Malvales; Malvaceae. The record is from RefSeq and is a predicted model, not a curated record.
AUUGAUUGAUAGUGGUAUUAUUAUUGUCGAUGUUUCUGUUUCUCUUGGUCCUCUCGUGUCCUGAGAAUUAGUAGAGAGAGAGAAGUGGUUGAGCUUAACAAAUCACAAUCGCAGGUCACGGAGGUUUUUACAAUGGCGACUAGCGACAGCUUAUAAGUGUCAAAGACAAAACCGCAUUUCUUCAUACACAGUUACACUAAGUUACUAACUAACUACUACGAUACGGAGUAAUACUUGUAAGUAAUAGAUUAAUUAUCGAUAUAUGCUCCUCCGUCUUGUCCAAAUGUUGUGAAAUAAAUGUCAUGAAUGCUGGAUUUGGCUUCCUCAAACUUCUUCGUCUGUUCAUUUAACUUUCUCAUAUUAUUUUUUAUGUGUAUAUACAAAUCUUCCUAAUUCGGAAAGAAAGAAACGGCCACCAUGGGCUCCGAGCAGAACAGGUUCCCUCAGCUAGAACGGCGAAAGAGAUGGGGAGGAUGUUGGGGGGCAUUUUCCUGUUUUGGUACACAGAAAGGUGGUAAGCGCAUUGUACCUGCAUCUCGUAUUCCUGAGGGCAAUGUAUCAGCUACCCAGCCAAAUGGUCCUCAGGCUGUUGGGUUGACCAACCAGGCUACUACAUUAGCUCCCUCACUUCUAGCACCUCCUUCUUCUCCUGCAUCCUUUACAAAUUCUGCACUCCCUUCAACAGCUCAAUCACCAAGUUGCUUUUUGUCAUUAUCAGCUAACUCACCAGGAGGGCCAUCAAGCACAAUGUUUGCCACUGGACCAUAUGCCCAUGAAACACAAUUAGUUUCUCCUCCUGUUUUCUCAACCUUUACAACUGAGCCUUCUACUGCUCCAUUCACUCCCCCUCCCGAGUUGGCCCACGUGACUACCCCCUCUUCACCCGAUGUCCCUUUUGCGCGGUUCUUGACAUCUUCUGCAGAUCUUAAAAGUGCUGAUAAGAAUAAUUAUAAUGCUGCAAAUGAUCUUCAAUCUACAUAUUCACUUUACCCCGGGAGUCCUGCCAGUAGCCUCAUCUCACCAAUCUCUAGGACCUCAGGUGAUUGUUUGUCAUUAUCCUUUACUGAACGGGAGUUUCGUCUGCAGUGGGAUCCUUCAAUUUCUCCUCAGAAUGGCAAACAUUCAAAGAUUGGUUCUGGCGGGCUAUUUGGGCAUGAUGUAACUGGUUCCUCCAUAGGGUCUCAAGAUACAAAUUUCUUCUGUCCUGCUACAUUUGCACAAUUCUAUCUGGAUCAUAAUCCACUUCCUCAUGCUGGUGGUAGAUUAAGUGUUUCCAAGGAUUCAGAUGUUUAUCCUACCAGUUCCAGUGGGCAUCAGAAUAGGCAGAGUAAAUGUCCUAAGCAAGAUGUGGAAGAACUUGAAGCUUACAGAGCUUCCUUUGGAUUUAGUGCAGACGAAAUAAUCACUACUACUCAAUAUGUGGAGAUUACUGAUGUUACAGAGGACUCGUUUAGCAUGACACCUUUUCCUACAGAUAAACCCACUUUUGAAGUAAGUAUGGACCUUGCAUCGAGUGGCGAAGGGGCAAAGACAGAUAGAAUACUGGAAAACUUGCUGGCUGAGAAGAAACGGAAAUCAAAACCUGAUCUUGUCAAUUGGGUUGUACACCAUGAUGCGCAAGUGUCAUGCAAUGGAUAUGAAGAUCUCAAAUCAAUGAGGCAGGUGAUUGAUGUCACUGGAUUAAGUACUCCUGUCAACCAUACCCUGACUGAUGAAGAGGAUGUGUUUUUGAAGAAGGGUUCAUCAAGGAGCAGGAAAUAUCAUCUGGGCUUGUCAAGUUCUGAUGCAGAGAUUGACUAUAGGAGAGGAAGAAGCUUAAGAGAAGGCAAAGGAGAUUUUUCAUGCCACGACUAAGAACCAAAUCUAGAAACAAGGCAUUAGCUGCUUCCCUAUGUAGUAAACUGCAGUUUUCUCUUGCUAUAACUUGUGUUAAUGGUUCUUUACGAUAGGUGGAAUGAUGUUAACUUGUGAUCUAACCAGCUGUUACUCUACUUUGUUGUCCAUCUCGCAGUUAGGUGUGGGACCAGAUCUCCCUCACUAUGAGUGUGUUCUGUUAUCUGUGACCUAGCUUCCUGCUUCACUAUAACUCACAUAUGUGAUGCAUGUAAUUUUAUAUGUUAUUUUGCUUUUGUAAAAUGCAAUUUUACUAGAGUGAAUUCUAUUUUAGAACACAUCAUUAGGACUGUUGAAUGCUGCUUCUAGGAACUUCGUUGGCUAUGGCCUUUAAUUAAUUGUCACGAGGCAAAAGACAGAAGGCCCGGGCCUCUCUGUGUGUGUGGAAGCGGGGAAGGGAAUUCCAGAGUGGGGGAAUGGAGUUAAAUCCUUGUUUGGAUCAUUUUGGUUUUAAGUGCGGCCUUGCGGGUAGGUUUGUAAUUAGGGGUUGGAGGAGGGCGUGGCUUAGUAUAUUAUAUUCAUGUUUGGAUUCAUAUCUGUGUACUAUAAUGUGAUAAGACAGGAGAGCAAAAAUUUAAAGAUUAGAAAAGAACACGCGUUUUUUAAAAUGACAUCAAAUUUGAA